CAAACAUCAUCUAACCUACUAAUUUUUUGAGGAGCAAUGGUCGCAGAUGGUGACAAGAAUACGCCUGCCGUGGUAUCGCUGAUUUCGGGCGGUAUUGCAGGUGGUGUAGAGGGUUUUCUAUCAUACCCAUUAGAAUUUGCAAAGACAAGAGUACAACUGAGAGUUGAAAAUGGACAGCCGACUCCGCGCAACCCAUUUUUGGUCAUUACGCGAAUUUACCAGGAUGAAGGACUAAGAGCGUUGUACAAGGGUUGUGGAGCCCUUGUAUUCGGCUCUGUCGGAAAAGAUGCAGUGCGAUUUUUGUUCUUCGAUCAAAUCAAGGAGUCUUUUGCGGACCCGACAACCGGAACAUUAUCACCUGGGCGCAAUCUGCUGGCUGGAAUGACAGCUGGUGUUGUUGCAUCAAUCACCGCAGUCACACCGACUGAGCGUAUCAAGACAGCUCUGAUUGAUGAUGCGCGUAACGAGAAGAGAUUCAGUUCUGGCCUUCACGCGACACGUGUUAUCUGGAAAGAGCAUGGAAUCCUUGGACUGUAUCGGGGUCUCGCAGGCACGACUCUCAAACAGGCAUCUGCAACGGCAUUUCGUAUGGGCACCUACAACACUCUAAAAGACUACGAGAAGAAGAAAAAUAUCGCACAGAAUACCGCCGUCAACUUUGCCAACGGAUCUGUCGCUGGUGUUGUCACGACGCUCGCAACACAGCCAUUCGAUGUAAUCAAGACUAGGUCACAGAGCGCGCGGGGAACAAGUACUCUUGAAGCUGUCAAGAGUGUUCUGCUUGACUACGGCGUCAAAGGAUUCUGGAAAGGGACGACUAUGCGACUAGGGCGAACGGUCUUCAGCGGCGGUAUCCUCUUCACGAGUUACGAGGCAGCGGUCAAAAUCGUCCAUCCACUUUACACAGGUGUGACGCACACAUAAGAUACUGAGGCAGCAUAACCUAAUUAUAUCAACUACCUUUGAAAGA
This is a messenger RNA of Didymella exigua CBS 183.55, 970 nucleotides long. RefSeq names its product tricarboxylate transport protein, mitochondrial precursor. The record is from RefSeq and is a predicted model, not a curated record. NCBI's taxonomy places the organism in Eukaryota, Fungi, Ascomycota, Dothideomycetes, Pleosporales, Didymellaceae. The coding region runs from base 37 to 924 and encodes 295 amino acids. Gene Ontology annotation, biological process: mitochondrial citrate transmembrane transport. The transcript is spliced from 3 exons.